Oldenlandia corymbosa var. corymbosa is the source of this 1227-nucleotide messenger RNA. The record is from the annotation of a GenBank genome assembly. NCBI's taxonomy places the organism in Eukaryota, Viridiplantae, Streptophyta, Magnoliopsida, Gentianales, Rubiaceae.
AUGUCCUUAAAUCCUGUCGCGCUUCCUGAAGAUUUGGUGCCCGAAAUACUUGCUAGGUUGCCCGCGAAGUCAUUGCUGAGGUUUAGAUGUGUUUCGAAACAAUGGAAAGCUUUGAUUGGUAGCCAAUAUUUCGUCAAUCUGCAAUUGAAAAUUUCCAAAGCCAGAGCACAAGACAACCCUCAGAUUCUACUCAUGAUAAAUAACAAUCAUGGAACUCGUCCCUCUUUCCUCAUUGUAAGCCCGGAUUCUCCACCUCAAAAGAUGAGACCCACCCAUCUCCCGUUUACCGAACUACGAUCUUUAGUAAGAAGAAUCCAUGGUUGUUGCAAUGGGUUAGUUUGUUUGAGUAAUUCGCUCACUGAUCAUAUCGUCCUUUGGAAUCCAACGAUUCGCAAGAGGUGGGUCUUACCUGUUCCCGUUCUUGAUGAUGCAUGCCAUCACCCUCCGAUUCUAACACAUUCUACAAUCUAUUCAACCUAUGAGUAUGCUUUCGGGUACGAUGAUAUUGGGGAUGACUAUAAAGUUGUGGGGAUUCUUGCAUGCUUUGAUUCCUCCUCCACCUCUUCUCCUCCUCGUCCAAUCCAUCAGGAAGUUAAAGUUUAUAGUGUCGCAUCCAAUUCUUGGAGGCGUCUUCCAUUAAACUUCCAAUAUAUUGUUGGAACACGCGGAAUAUCUAGAACUGAAGGCAAACUAGUUAACAAUGCGCUUCAUUGGAAGGCGAUUGAUGAUGGUGGUUGUGAUUGUAUCGUGGCUCUUGAUCUUAAUGCCGAGACCACCCGAAUUUUCGCACCACCACCCAAUGAUGUUGAGAGUGUGCAAUCAAUAUGGGAUGUGGGGGUGUUUGAAGACUUUCUGUGCGUGAUAUAUAUGCAUUCUACCAAGUCUGCAAGUGCGAGUCUGUGGAUAAUGAAAGAUUAUGGAUUGAAUGAUUCUUGGACCAAGAUCACUGUUGUAGAGCCACAUCCAAAUAUCUUGCAGAGGAUGUAUGGUCCGUUUUACAAGCGCUUGAGUUGUGAGCUUAAUUUGAUACCAUAUUUAGGUAGAAGGAGUAAUGAAAUCUUUUUUCACGACGACAUCAAUGUUUAUGCUUACGAUACCGUGACACAUUUGGUUCGUCCUACUGAUUUACCAAUUACCAAAGAUGGCCGUCUUUUUCAGCCAAGUGGAUUCCCCUUAAUUACUAGUCUUGUUGAGCCUUGGUCCCGUCAUGUUGUUCCAGCUAUGUAA